Fundulus heteroclitus (mummichog) is the source of this 1989-nucleotide messenger RNA. It is a transcript of the gene srd5a2b, whose product is annotated as steroid-5-alpha-reductase, alpha polypeptide 2b. Gene Ontology annotation, molecular function: 3-oxo-5-alpha-steroid 4-dehydrogenase activity. Gene Ontology annotation, cellular component: membrane. The record is from RefSeq and is a predicted model, not a curated record. NCBI's taxonomy places the organism in Eukaryota, Metazoa, Chordata, Actinopteri, Cyprinodontiformes, Fundulidae. The transcript is spliced from 5 exons. Gene Ontology annotation, biological process: steroid biosynthetic process. Bases 959 to 1717 code for a protein of 252 amino acids.
AAAAAAACAAAAAAAAAAAACAUAAUCUAACAUUUAUUGAAAAUCCUUGAAUUUAUCUGGUUUUCAUCAAACUCAUUUUCUUCUGAAUGAAACACUCGAAAUAUAUCACACUGUGUUUAAUGAAAUUAUAUGAAAUAGUUGUUGCACUUUUUGAUUUCAAGUAAUGAUAUAAAUAAAUAAAAAAUUGUUAGACUGGCACAGUGUACUUUAGAUAAAAUGGGCCAAGAGAAGCAAGCGCCAUUAGGAGAAUCGCUGCCACAGAAGCACAUUUGGAUCUCCAGCUCAAUCUCUACAUCUGUGUUAUCCUCGCAACAACCAGCCGAACAUUUAUGAUUAUUAUCAAAUCACAGGCCAUCUCUCCACUUCUCUGGUUUUCUGUGAGCCCUGGGCAAUGUGCAGAUCAGAUUCCAGCAUUUGAAGUCUUUUUAACUUGACUUAUUUGCCUUUCUCUCGCACAUUAAAUCUAUUUGUACAUGAAAUAUUUCAUGCAUGUGAAAACAAUUUGCUCAGCUCAUGUUCUCCAUCUGCACCCGGAGAAGCUUAAACCUCUUGGUCAUAUUUCCGUCAAAGAUGAUCAGCAAACACAACAAUAAAGCCGUUAAAACAAGCCGAUUUUUGCCCUGGUUGCUUAGUGCGCUUUUGAAACCGGACGGACACGUAGAGUAGGGAGUUUCAACACGAAUCCGACUCGUAACCAAAAGCCGUCACAGAUGAAUUCACGGUUGCUGCUCUGAGUUCACUGCAAAGCCUGAAUCUGAGCUCGGAGGAGGACGGGAUAAACAUAACCUCGCCUCAGGCGAAAUUUGUACAUAUGCUGUGAAAAAGGGAACACUUUCAUGUUGCAGCAGGCUGGCUGACAAACCUGCAUCUGUGCCCUCUGGGAGGAGUCACAGAGAGGCUGCUCACAUCCAUUCAGCUUUAAACAGAUUAGUUCAAAAGCGUGAAGGAGAGCUGCAGGAUGCAGUGCUACGAGAACGUGGUGAGCUAUCUGAGCUACGGGAUGCUCCUGGCAGGCCUCGCUCACCUGGUCUAUCACAGGGAGGCACAGGCCUCCUAUGGACGCCACAUGAAACGCUCCUCCCCGGCCAGGACGGUACCCGCCAGAGUCGCCUGGUUCCUGCAGGAGAUGCCGGCUCUUCUGAUGCCCCUGCUGCUGAUGCAACUUUCACACCGCUACUCCGCUAUGGGCAGGGCUCUGCUGCUGAAGACCUUCUGUCUGCACUAUUUCCAAAGGACGUUCGUGUAUUCCCUGCUGACCAGAGGACAGCCGUUCCCUCUGAGCGUCAUGGCCUCAGCAGCCGUCUUCUGCUCACUGAACGGCUUUCUGCAGGGCCACUAUCUGCUGCACUGCGCCCACUUUGAUGACCAAUGGUCCACUGGCUGUCGCUAUAUAAUUGGUCUGCUUGUGUUUUACACUGGAAUGGCCAUCAACGUGCACAGCGAUCACAUUCUGCGCAACCUGAGGAAGCCAAAGGAGAUAGUUUAUGCAAUCCCCGCAGGAGGCCUAUUUGAAUACGUGUCUGGUGCCAACUACUUCGGGGAAAUCGUGGAGUGGUGUGGCUACGCUAUCGCGACGUGGUCCCUUCCAGCGUUCGCCAUCGCCGUGUUCAGCCUCUGUUUUAUUGGACCGAGAGCCUUUUACCAUCACAGGUUUUAUAAGGAGCAUUUUGAAGAAUACCCCAAGUUUCGAAAGGCUUUGAUUCCGUUCAUCUUCUAAAACCUUCUUUCGGCGCCUUUCGCUGGGAGACGGCUGCGGGACCCAAGUAGUAGUCGUAGCUCUGGAGCAAAGCUUUUCAAAAACGCUAGUUUCUGAUCAUUUCUCUGUCUUUAAGUUAGUGCAAGCUUAGUCCUUGAUCUAUUUGUCCAUCCAUUCCUGGUUAUCCUUGCAGGGUCAAAGGGGCAGCUGAUGCAGCCGAUGAGCCAGAGCCCAACCUGUGUGGGUGAUAACAAGGCAACACAGAGACACGGGACCAACACACACACACACAC